Suricata suricatta (meerkat) is the source of this 4279-nucleotide messenger RNA. It is a transcript of the gene SLC8A2, whose product is annotated as solute carrier family 8 member A2. Gene Ontology annotation, biological process: sodium ion transmembrane transport; cell communication; calcium ion import across plasma membrane. The record is from RefSeq and is a predicted model, not a curated record. Gene Ontology annotation, molecular function: calcium:sodium antiporter activity. The transcript is spliced from 10 exons. Bases 159 to 2495 code for a protein of 778 amino acids. NCBI's taxonomy places the organism in Eukaryota, Metazoa, Chordata, Mammalia, Carnivora, Herpestidae. Gene Ontology annotation, cellular component: sarcolemma; axon; postsynapse.
UCUCCCUCUCAGUCUCCAGCUUCUCUCUCUCUCUGUCCCUCUCUCUCUGUCUGUCUGUCUCUCUCGUUCUCUCACUGUCGGGCGGAGUCGCCCACCACCGCCAGCCCAGUGCUAGGGGGACCUGGUCCAGGCUGUAGCUGCAGGACCCGACACCCUCCAUGGCUCCCCUGGCCUUAGUGGGGUUUGCGCUCCUCCUGGGGACAUCCCCGUGCUCAGGGGCGGCCACCCCAACCCCCUCUCUGCCACCUCCCCCGGCCAAUGACAGCGAUAUGAGCACAGGGGGCUGCCAGGGCUCCAACCGCUGCCAGCCCGGGGUCCUGCUGCCCGUCUGGGAGCCCGAUGACCCGUCGCUGGGUGACAAGGCGGCGCGGGCCGUGGUCUACUUCGUGGCCAUGGUUUACAUGUUCCUGGGCGUGUCCAUCAUCGCCGACCGCUUCAUGGCGUCCAUUGAGGUCAUCACGUCGAAGGAGAAGGAAAUCACCAUCACCAAGGCCAACGGUGAGACCAGCGUGGGCACUGUCCGCAUCUGGAAUGAGACCGUGUCCAACCUCACGCUCAUGGCCCUGGGCUCCUCCGCCCCCGAGAUCCUGCUGUCCGUCAUCGAGGUCUGUGGCCACAACUUCCAGGCGGGCGAGCUGGGCCCGGGCACCAUCGUGGGCAGUGCCGCCUUCAACAUGUUUGUGGUCAUCGCCGUGUGCAUCUAUGUCAUCCCAGCCGGCGAGAGCCGCAAGAUCAAGCACUUGAGAGUCUUCUUCGUCACUGCCUCUUGGAGUAUCUUCGCCUACGUCUGGCUUUACCUCAUCCUUGCUGUCUUUUCCCCGGGUGUGGUCCAGGUGAGCAAGGACCCAUACGCGUCGCGCCGCUCCUCGCCCGCCGACGGCCCCGGCGAGGACGAGGACGACGGCGCCAGCCGCAUCUACUUCGAGCCCAGCCUCUACCACUGCCUGGAGAACUGCGGCUCCGUGCUGCUGUCCGUCACCUGCCAGGGCGGGGAGGGCAACAGCACCUUCUACGUGGACUACCGCACCGAGGACGGCUCCGCCAAGGCCGGCUCCGACUACGAGUACAGCGAGGGCACGCUGGUGUUCAAGCCGGGCGAGACCCAGAAGGAGCUGCGCAUCGGCAUCAUCGACGACGACAUCUUCGAGGAGGACGAGCACUUCUUCGUGCGGCUGCUGAACCUGCGCGUGGGAGACGCGCAGGGCAUGUUCGAGCCCGACGGCGGCGGGCGGCCCAAGGGACGGCUGGUGGCGCCACUGCUGGCCACCGUCACCAUCCUGGACGACGACCACGCGGGCAUCUUCUCCUUCCAGGACCGCCUGCUGCACGUGAGCGAGUGCAUGGGCACCGUGGACGUGCGCGUCGUGCGCAGCUCGGGCGCGCGGGGCACCGUGCGCCUCCCGUACCGCACGGUGGACGGCACGGCGCGCGGCGGCGGCGUGCACUACGAGGACGCGUGUGGCGAGCUCGAGUUCGGCGACGACGAGACCAUGAAAACUCUUCAGGUAAAGAUAGUUGAUGACGAGGAAUAUGAGAAAAAGGAUAAUUUCUUCAUCGAGUUGGGCCAGCCACAGUGGCUGAAGCGAGGGAUUUCAGCUCUGCUGCUCAAUCAAGGGGAUGGGGACAGGAAGCUGACAGCUGAGGAGGAGGAGGCUCGGAGGAUAGCAGAGAUGGGCAAACCAGUUCUGGGAGAAAACCGCCGACUGGAGGUCAUCAUCGAGGAGUCAUACGAUUUUAAGAACACGGUCGAUAAACUCAUCAAGAAAACCAACUUGGCCUUGGUGAUUGGGACCCAUUCGUGGAGGGAACAGUUUUUAGAGGCAGUUACAGUGAGCGCAGGGGACGAGGAGGAGGAGGAGGACGGGUCCCGGGAGGAGCGGCUGCCUUCCUGCUUCGACUACGUCAUGCACUUCCUGACGGUGUUCUGGAAGGUGCUCUUCGCCUGCGUGCCCCCCACGGAGUACUGCCACGGCUGGGCCUGCUUCGGUGUCUGCAUCCUGGUCAUCGGCCUGCUCACCGCCCUCAUCGGGGACCUCGCCUCGCACUUCGGCUGCACCGUCGGCCUCAAGGACUCUGUCAACGCCGUGGUCUUCGUGGCCCUGGGCACCUCCAUCCCUGACACGUUCGCCAGCAAGGUGGCGGCGCUGCAGGACCAGUGCGCCGACGCGUCCAUCGGCAACGUGACGGGCUCCAACGCUGUGAACGUGUUCCUGGGCCUGGGCGUGGCCUGGUCGGUGGCCGCCGUGUACUGGGCGGUGCAGGGCCGCCCGUUCGAGGUGCGCACCGGCACGCUGGCCUUCUCCGUCACGCUCUUCACCGUCUUCGCCUUCGUGGGCAUCGCCGUGCUGCUGUACCGGCGCCGGCCGCACAUCGGGGGCGAGCUGGGCGGCCCGCGCGGCCCCAAGCUCGCCACUACCGCGCUCUUCCUGGGCCUCUGGUUCCUGUACAUCCUUUUCGCCAGUCUCGAGGCGUACUGCCACAUCCGGGGCUUCUAGGCCCGCCUCGCCCUCCCCCAGAGACUCGGCUGCCCCUGCUUCGGACCCGCGUCUCCUUUGUCCCCCGGAGAGAUCCGGCCUCCUCUCUCCUGGGCCUCAGCCUCCCUUCCUCCCGGGGAACUCAUAUCCCUGCCCUCUGCCCCCACUAACAUCUUCCUCCCUUGCCCUCUGGAGUGCCCCCGAGGUACCCACAAGGGCAGCCCGUCCCUGGUCCCUGGUAGUCAUUGUACACACCCCCUGGGGACAUUCCCACCUCGAGGCCCCUCCUCAGAGAACCGCCCCCUUCUCCCGGGACCUUCUAGAGAAUCUAACAUCCGUCUCCCUACGCACCCAGCCUUGCCCUAUUCCUUAAGGUCCCCUUCCUCUAGAGGACCCACCACCGCCACCGCCACCGGGGACCUGUGCCCAGAGCCUCGGAACCCAGCCCUCCCUGGGGGGCCUUUGAAGGAGGCUGACCCAUCCCAGGAGGUCCCUGAUCUCGGCCCUUCUCCCCAGCCCUCAGGGAGCUCUGUUCAGCCCCCGAGGGUGGGGCGGGGAACAGGUAGGUGCGUGCAGAAGGGGCCACACCUUCCCUGAUUUCUCCGCUCAGGCCCUUGGGAGGACACGGAAUUCUCGAGGCUUGGAGAAGGGAGGGGAGAGGCUCGGGGUUUCAGAGCUGGAGAAGGCACAUUUGAACCUGCAACUUCUCACAUUCCAGCGCCCCCGCUCGCCUCCACUACCUCUGAGAGCCCAGCCACACAUUGGAGGGGGGGGGCUGUGUGUAUAUAUAGUGUGUUUGGGGGAGGGGGGACACGGGAGGGUGCAUGUCUUGGGGAAAGGGGGUGACAGACUUUCCUUUUGCGAGGGCAGCAGACUCCCCCAGCCAUGAGAAUUGGCUUUGGGGAGGAGGCCAGGAAUCAAAGAGAGUCCAGCCAUCUCCCCUGACAAUCUAGAAGGCUCAUUUUGCCCUCAGUGCCAGCCUAUCCGGGCAGGACCCUCGAAGAGGAAACCGAGGGUCCCAGAGGACCAAUGCUACAAGCCAGCAAAUGCUGCCACAUCUCUGCCUGAUGGGGAGCAGGGGUGGGAGGUAGGGUGGGACUGGGGCCAGGGGGUCUGGGUGGGCAUUUUUAACUUCGGAGGCCACCCAUCUGUUGGUAGGCCAUCUGCAUUUUCUUACUGUUUUUUCCUGCCCAAAGGACACAAUUGGGGUGUGCGGAGUGCUGCCCACUUCUUGGGACCCUGAGGAUCACCCAGCAACCCCCAUAACACCCUGCUUCCCACAGGUUUUUAGCGUUCUCUCGUCCUGUUGUGCAUCACCCCAACAUCCAGGACCUGUUGCCAUUCCCCUUUCUCUAUUCCUAGCUCAUCAGCCCCUGUCGUUGUCUCUUCUCUGUGGUUUCUGCACAAGUUGCCAUAAAACUUUGAAAUUCUGCCUGAAACAAAACGGCCUUCCCGUGACAAGUUGGGAUUCUAGAGGGAGCUAAUGAGGUCUCUGACUAAGAUGCGGGCAACUGUGAAACAGACCAGGCACUCCGGGUUUCUCCACGCGGGACGCCCACACGCACCUGCCCCUCCAAACGUCCACACUAGCUUCUCGUAGCCACGCCCCACGCCCCACCCAGUUCCCUAGCCACGCCCCCACGCCCCACCCAGUUCCCCUGACCACGCCCCUACCCCACCUGCCACCAACUAUUCCCUUUCACUGGGCAUCUUGGGAACACAAAAGAGCAGGAUCCAGAUUUGCCUGAUCAGAGGAGCUGGGGUUGAUGGGAAUUUCCCAAAUAAAGCAAGUAAUUUUCUCAGAA